Molecule: messenger RNA, 657 nt
Organism: Lactuca virosa
Lineage: Eukaryota; Viridiplantae; Streptophyta; Magnoliopsida; Asterales; Asteraceae
Source: the annotation of a GenBank genome assembly
AUGAAGUUUAAUUUAUGGCAAAGUACAAUUUAUCCAGUUGAGCCUUAUGUAGACAUUGAAGAGGUGAAGAAAAUAUUCUUCCUAAAGAAACCAAUUCAAGUUGUCUCGGUAUGGUCAAUGUUCAAGAUUGCUUCAAUUAGAAAAAUUGACAUAUGGAAAUCUAGAAAGAUGCCAUAUGCAUUCUUUCAAGGAAAAAGGACAGACAACUCUAAAUUCAUGUUUUCUGAUGAUAUUAGCUCACUGAUCAUUUGGUUGAAACAGAGAGCGGGUACCGAUAAAGAUUAUGUAGAUGUCCUACAACGCCUAAGGCAAUAUGUGCUCGACAUGGUUAUUAAUUUAAGUGUUAACUGGGAGAUUGGACACGUUGGAGAAAAGGAAGCUGAGGAACCAGAUUUGGAUCUAAGUAUGGAAAACGACUCACCUGGGAACAUGUUAAAGAAACCACACAGAGGAGUUGUAUUCUCUUCUAAAGGUCAACUGAGAUUUAUGAGAAUCUAUCAAAAACAUCUAUUAUCUUCUGAAUUCAUUAAAGGCAUCAUUGGUUUAUUGAAGAGAAUAGGAGAUCAAGAUAAUUCGCUGAGAGUGAAGAUCAUUGAAAAAAUUACUUGGUUUUUAAGUUUUCAACAGUGGUUAAUAAACUUGAGAAAUAGAUUUUAG